AUGUCCACCGAACAGUCCUGCCAAGUUCAUUUCUGUCAUCAAGCUAAUGUAAGACCAAUUGAGCCAAGGCAAUCUAGCUCCCAUGUGAAGCAGUCCAAAAUUCUGGAGGAGAUGCUAGUACAACUGUAUUCAUGCAAAAGCUUGGUGGAUCAGUUCCUGCAGGAAAGGGAGCCAACUGCUCUGGAAGAGGGCAGAAUCAUGGCCAUAAUAGAUCCACACAACAACUUGAUGAAUCAGUUCCUGAAUGAAUGGGAACCAACUGCUCCCCCAGUGGAUGGUAUGAACAUGGAUCUACUCAAGCAAUUGCUGAAUGCAUGGGAACCAUCAGCACCACCAGUCAUGCACAAGAAAUUAAACAGGAUGGAUGGGUCUUCAACACCUGCACAAGAUGUUACUAUGCAGGAUAUGAGGGAACCAAUGCCUCCCCCACUUGUUUCAAAUGUGAACUUCCAUCUGCACAGCAAUCUCUUCAAAUGGAACAAUGGGGAUUGGCACCUGUUCCACAUUGCAAUCAAGUCCUGCACACCUUACAUGCUGCAGCACCUUGUGUGGGCUGCAAAUCCCAUUGUGAGAGAAUUGGGCACAGCUGCAAGGGACCAGUAUGGUGCAGCCUCUCAGGGCCUUUGA
Pisolithus orientalis is the source of this 627-nucleotide messenger RNA. RefSeq lists its product as uncharacterized. The coding region runs from base 1 to 627 and encodes 208 amino acids. The record is from RefSeq and is a predicted model, not a curated record. The transcript has 8 exons. Lineage: Eukaryota; Fungi; Basidiomycota; Agaricomycetes; Boletales; Pisolithaceae.